AUGAGUUCUGGACCAGCUUCUUGGGACGCAAUGACCUACAAACGGCCGAAGAAGUUAAAAGUACCUUGCGCGCGUGUGGAAAGCGACGGUGAAUGGUUUCAAAUUGAACGAGUUCUGGAAACAGUCUGUCUUGUGGGAAGUGAUAAAGGAUGGCAGUCACUGGUCCAGUGGAAACCGAAUUGGUCAAAACAGAUCCACACCCCAUCUGCACUGAAAGAUUUUUAUGGUCGCGCCACCGUUUUAGGAUGUGUGAAUGACGUUUUACGAUCUAGAGUUCGUCGAAGAAUUGAGUGGAAUCGGAAAGAGUUCAUGAGCUGCAAUUUCCGUAUUCGCGUCGAACAUCCAGAUGGAUCUGUCACAUCUGAGAUUCUGCCAUAUCCUGAUGUGAAGCGACGAUUCCCUGCCGCGUUGUUUGAAUACAUGGAAAAUAGAAUGCCUCCGCCUCGUGUACCAGAGAAGGACGAACCGAGACCUGACGGCUUACUUCCAGUCUAUAAUAAUAUCAAUAUUCCGCGUUGCUUGUAUUUGAACAAUAGCGUGGUUAAGAAGGAGCCAAAAGUUGAAGCCCAAGCGACUCCGGAUGCUCAGAAUACUUUGACAAAUGAUGUUGGGAAUGCAGCUGUUGUAAUACAAGAAGCAUCUCCUGGGGAUCUCCCCAAAAAAGACUCUAUUCAUAGGAAAAGUACUGGAAGUGUACCACUGAAGGAAGUAAAUGUCAGAGUGAGAGGAGGCAAGAAGCGAAGGUCUAGUCGUCGUUUUGGAAAAAGGAGCAGACUAUCUCAAAAUAGAGACAUAAAAUUCAACAAUAGCGCUGACGAGUCUUCGGCGUUCAGCGAGCAGGAGCCACCAUUCAACAAAAUCCCAGCUACUCCUGAAUCAGAACUGAACGACGCUCAGGUGAAAACAGUACCUCCUGGAAUUUCUCCAGCUUGUGCUAAAGAGUUCCUUAGAAAUGUUAGUAGAGCUCGUACUCCAGCAUCUGCUUUAUCUCAGAAAAAUGUGAAAUCAUUGGGCUCUUCUUCUAAGCGUCAUAGUGGGAAACACCGACGAGCGGCAAGUGCGGAUGAUGAUAUUGUCAUGCUUCAAGAAAUAACCCCGAACCGUAAAACCAGUAAGUCUCGCUCUUCAUUCUCCAACAACAGGUCAGCGCGCUCUAUUUCGACUCCCAGAUCGCUGAGAACGCGUUCUAGCUGGAAGAGCAGCCCUGGCGCUAAAGAAAAUUGUGAAAAUGUGAAUGCACUGAAGAAACUGCUAAAUAGUGACGCGAAAUCACUGCAUAAAUCGUCAAGUGUCAAACGUCCGCGGCGCUCAAGCAAUGAUGGAAAACCAUUUAGUUGCAAACGUUCUACGCCACUGCGCCCUCGAAAUUCACUGGACCACUACUUCAACUGUGUUGAUCGUAGAACCCGUGAGGUUCUUGGCAAUGCUGUCAAUCAGCAGAAUAUAAGUGCUAGGUGCUAA
Molecule: messenger RNA, 1461 nt
Organism: Haemonchus placei
Lineage: Eukaryota; Metazoa; Nematoda; Chromadorea; Rhabditida; Trichostrongylidae
Source: the annotation of a GenBank genome assembly